Molecule: messenger RNA, 4389 nt
Organism: Cataglyphis hispanica
Lineage: Eukaryota; Metazoa; Arthropoda; Insecta; Hymenoptera; Formicidae
Gene: Vps36
Product: vacuolar protein-sorting-associated protein 36
Exons: 7
Coding region: 93-1322 (409 amino acids)
Biological process (GO): protein transport to vacuole involved in ubiquitin-dependent protein catabolic process via the multivesicular body sorting pathway
Cellular component (GO): late endosome membrane; ESCRT II complex
Molecular function (GO): phosphatidylinositol-3-phosphate binding; ubiquitin binding
Source: RefSeq, a predicted model, not a curated record
ACUAGCUAAAGCAGUUUGAUUCGAUCCAACACUGUGUGAGUAUGAUUUUUCGUUUUGACAGUUUGUGAUAAGGUUCCGCGUAUAAUUACGCGAUGAAUAGGUUCGAGUACGCCGAUUCUCGGCUUAUGCCGAAUGAGGUUUACGUGAGACGUGAUAUGGCCGUGCGUCUCUACGACGGCGAUAUAAAGACAAACUUCGAAGGCGGCGAAUUAAUCUUAACUAGUCACAGAAUACUCUGGGGCAGACCUGGCGAUAUACCACGAGGUAAUACUUGCUUGUCGCUGUCGCUUCGAUAUAUCGUUUUCUUCGAGGAAGAGAAUCCCGGACCGUUUUCCUUCGGACGUAGUAAAAAGAUUGUAUUACAUCUCUCUGAACCUGCCAUUGAUAAAAUGCCUGGUCCGCUGGAUAAUAGCCUGUCUAAUUAUGUCAAGUUGUCGUUUAAAGAAGGUUUAGAUUCAAAUUUUAUAACACAAUUAUCCGAUACCAUUAUAAAACGAGUAUGGGAAUUGGCUCCUACCACAGGUCUAAAUGUGCCUAACGAUGCGCAUGAUAAUCGAGGAAAUUCAAAACUGCUACCGCAGAUAAAAACACGAACGGGUAUCAUUGGUAUUGAAAGAAGUUUGCAAGAGAAGCAGAAAGAAACUGAUCAAAAUAUAUCGUUAGCGUUUCAAGACCUCACAAAACUUAUGGAUAUGGCUAAAGACAUGGUGGCCAUCUCAAAGACAAUCUCUGCUAAAAUACGGGAGAGGCAAGGUGACAUAACGGAAGAUGAGACCGUGAGAUUUAAGGCUUACCUAAUGAGCUUAGGUAUUGAUGAUCCAGUAACAAGGGAUGCAUACAAAAGCAGUAAUGAAUAUUUUGAACAACUAGCAAGACAACUUGCAUAUAUCUUAGAAGAACCGAUAAAGGAAGUAGGCGGCAUGAUGACACUUACAGAUGUUUAUUGUCGUGUAAAUAGAGCAAGAGGUUUGGAACUGUUGUCUCCCGAGGAUUUAUUACAUGCCAGUAGACGGUUAGCGCCCUUAGGUUUACCGAUUGUAUUAAGAAGCUUUGAUAGCGGCGUUAUGGUUCUCCAAAUUCGUUCUCAUGAUGAUAAUGCUGUCGUGGAUCGUAUAACGGAAUUGCUGAAGGAAAAGGAAUCUUUGACGGCCGAAGACCUCGCACAAUCGGAGGGUAUAUCAGUAUUGUUAGCGCGCGAGCGAUUGCUAGUCACAGAAAAGCACGGCAAAGCGUGCAGGGACGAUUCGAUAGAGGCUUUGAGAUUUUAUCCGAAUUUAUUUUUAGAAGAGAUAUCUAAUUUAUUCAUUAAACGAACCGUGUAAAUAGAACCGCAACCAUGAUUAACAAUGAUUGUGUAUAAUUAAUAGUACAUGAUUUUCCGUAUUAUGUUAUUUAUGUAUAUACAGGAUGGAGAUUAUUUUCUAAAAUAGCGGUUUAAUACAUUUGUUAUUAUAUUCUUUGACAAAUUUAGAAUCAAUUUUUCCUUGAAUAUUUUUCUUUUAUUUUUCAAUUUUUAUGAUUAAAUAUCUUAGUAAUUAAAAGUUAAAUUAAGAUUCUCUCAAAGUGUCUAUGCUAUCUGAAAUUAUAUAAUGUAAAGAAUAAAAUGUUGUUAUUUAUUCUCUUAUACUGGUCAAGUUUAAUCUGAAGAAAAUAAUUUAUUUUAAUUAAUUUCAGUCUUUAAUUUUAACUUGUUUAUAAUUAAGAAAUAUUAGUAGGUAUUUCAAUACUUUGAUCAUACACACAUCAAGAAAUUCAUUCUAAAGAUAAUUCAAGAAUAUAUCGGCAAAUUUUAAUCCACUACUUCAGAUGCACCCUGUAUUAGACAUUGUGUUAUAUAUUGUAUAGCAUAUAAAUGUCUGCUGUACAAUACCGUCCACUAUCAGUGAAUUACGGUAUCUUCCACAAGUGAAUGCGGUUAAAUUUGUUCGCACAAUUAAUAUAGUAUAGUACAAGAUGUCGUAUAACAAUACAUAUAUAUUAUACCUUUGACGAACACAAGCUCGAACGUACCUGUUCGUUUAAAAACAGUUACUUUACAAACAUUAAUUUAUACAUCAAAAAGUCCGACUACUAUAUUUAUGUCCAAUUAUUACAUACUUGGAACAAUCAUUCGUGUAAUAUUAUUUGUACAUUAUAAAAUACUCUUUGAAAAUAAAAUAAAAAAUUUGCGCAUUUUAUUAAAUUUCUUUAUAAAGAUCAAUGUUGAUAUCGCGCAAUUGUUAGAAUUAAUUUGCGCGUGCGAUAAUUUUUCCAUUAAUUCCUAAUGAUUUUAACGUUUGAGGUACGUUCGAGUGCAUUUUGAAAUGCAAUAGGGAAGGCUUGGCAAGGUUCAUUCUUUAAAAGGUCUCACUUUAAUCAACGAGAUACGAAGACUAUAAUGCAUAUAUACAUAUACAGGAUGGGGUGGAAUGUGCCCUUAUUAUAUCACAGAGAGGCGUAACAAAAAUAUAAAAUAAUUUAAAUUUUAUAUAGUAUUUUGUAUGUGAACUUUUUCUCGCGUUUCAUUCAUGCAAUCGCUAUGUGUUUUUCGUGAUUCGUCCUACAAAUUGUUAAUAUUGUAAAAUUAUUAGUAAUACCGAUAUAUGUUGGAAUAUUUACUUAUCGACGCGCAUGUAGUAUUGCUGUAUAAUAUACCAUUUAUUUAUUAACAUAUUGCUAAUAACAUAUAGUUUUCAACUCUGACGUGCGCUUUGAGAAUUUAAGAAAAAUUAAUUUUUUAAAUCUAUUCUAUUAAAAAAGAAGUUAUAAUUAUUAAUGCGCAUAUGGUGACGCUAUUUGUGGUACGAAUCACUCUACACUAUUAUUGUCAUUAUCAUUCGGUUCUCUCUCUUUCUCUAAUUUUCUCUGGUUGUCUCUCUUUUCUUUUGUAUUACAUUUUUUGAAUUUCUUUAUUAUUCUCUUAUCGUCUCGUCCUCGCCUACUCUUUUUCUAUGCUGUAAUCGCUUUUCCAAUGUCUUUCAUUCUUCUACUUUUCUUCUAUCGCUUUUUAUCUUUUACCAUAUUAGAACUAGCCUCUGACAAAAUUAAAUUCUGAAAAAAACGAGAUGCAAACUAUUAAACAACUCUCAUUUCUUUUCCUCUGAACUCGUCCUGCGUAUAUGAUAUCAUAUCAGAUUAAUAUAUACACAAGAAUUCCGAGAACGGUGCGUAUAUCAGUAGCAAUAACUCCAGAGAACAUCCUCUUAUAUUACUUCACGUAACGAUAACUUUAUCGUUGCGAGAAAAUCAAAUUAUGAGAAAAUCCAACGCAUUUUCGUUGAAAUAAGGACCUUGAACUCCUUUCGCAACCGUUUUCUGUGCGACACCGUAUAUACGACGUUCACGUAUAGACAAACGCGUAGACACGUUAUAUAGUAGAUGCGUAAUAUACGCAUAGACGUGAAUCGCGCAUAGGUAUUAAGAAUAAAAGUUCAGUUUGUGCUGAUAUACAACAGUGUUAGAUGCUAAAAUAUCAAUCUUGGCGUAUAUGUAUAUACGUAUGUAUGGGUAUGUAUAUAUAUAUACAUAUAGAUUAUGCGUAUCUUCGCUUAUGUACAAUACCUCCUUAUUACUUAUACACACAUACACGCAUGCACGCAUAACUCUUUACAUUAAAAUCUACAAAUUAUACAUAAUUGCACAUAUUAUUUAACACAAAAAAAGCUGCUUCCGUUAUUUUGAUUAAACUACCUAAAAGACAAUAAAGUUCCAACUCUAAACCUAUAAAUUAUCAAUAAAGAAAAUUUUAAUUGUUUGCAAAUUUUAGCUAUUUUAGCAAAAGUUAGAAAUAGAUAAAUUGUUAGAUUAAAACUAUAGAUAAAAGAUAUUAUAUAACUCUAAGUGUCGCAAAUAAGAAACUUACAAUAAAAUUUUACAAUGAUAUAAUCUUUCCAUUAUUAGCCAUCAUUAUUAGCCACCGUUAUUAAAGAUAGUCGUCACUAUGAUUCUCGCAAAAUACAUGUUCUCCGUUCUCCUAUCUCUGUCGCGUGAUUUUCCGUCUAUCUAAAUUUAUUCUUGCGUAUAUAAUAUAUCAGUGAAGAGAUAAAAUCGUUCGCAAAGGGAUUGCGCCUUACAAUUAGAUUUAUGAAGAUUAAUGAGAAGUGAGCGAUAUUAGUCCCAUUAGUAGUUGGCGAUAGAAAAAUCUGCAUAAGUUAAUAAAUGCGAAGUGGAAUAGUGGAUUUUUUAUGAGACGAGAAGAGUGUAUAGUAUAGAUUGUAAAAUUUUGCUCGUAAUAAUGUAUUUUCUUAUAUAUAUGUAUAUACGUACACGUAUGCGCGCGUGUACAAAGACUAAGGUUGCAAGUUGCAUGUAUAUGAAGAGGUACAAAAGUUGUAGAAUAGGCGUUGAGGUCCAAAAGGCUGUCUAAUUCGUGCGAGUCAUUUAACAUUUGUUUUUUUUUGUUUUUUUUCU